AGCUAAUACUAGAAAGCAAGAGUGAAAACUCAAAACCAAACAAAUUCUCUCUACCUCUCCGAAAGCAAGCAAGGAAAAAAAAUGGAGAAGGCGGCAUUGCUACAAGUAUUCGCUCUGUUACUCGUAAUCUCAUCUCUUCACGCAUUCCAAUCCGAUGAACUAGACGAAGAGUUCGGCCUCGAGGGAGGGAAUCUUCAACCUCAAGAACGAAUCCCUGAUCCGGUCGUACCCACCAGAUCAACUCCCAACCGAGUGAAGUAUUCGGAUUCAGAUUCGGACUCAAAGAUCCAAAUAACCCUUGAACACGCCUUUGGCGACUCCGAUUUCUUCCCUGCUGCUACCUUCUCAGCGCGCCUCAAAACGUGGAGUCACGGUGCUCAGACACUAACAAAGCUGCGGUUUUCAAGAAAUUCUUUUACGGAGGUGGAGAAACAGAAAUUCCAAAAAUUGCUGGAAGACGAUGAGUUUUACAGGAUAAGACUGCCUUCCAAUGUUUUGAACCCUCCUGGAAAGGAUUUUGUCAUAUCAUCUGUCAGAGCUAGAUGUCUUCCACGGGAUGGCUUGGAUGAGCACUUUGUUAUACACACGGAAGGUGUUAAUAUCUUGGCUGUCAAUUAUGGUUCCCCUGGGGCAUGUCCCUACCCACGGCAAUUGAAACUUCCUUCAAAGUGGUCAUUCAACUCUCAUACGGUUUUGAAGAAUAGCGAGCAGGCACCAAGAACUCCAAUAUUUGCUGAAGAUUUGCCAGGAGAACAAGGAGAGGGUGUAGACGUACCACCACCAGAAAGGUCCUUUUGGGCUAAAUAUUGGAUGUACUUGAUCCCUCUUGGACUCAUAGUGAUGAAUGCCAUGACCCAAGCGAUGAAUUUGCCUGAGGAACAAGCUACUGGCCAAUCGGGUGCUCAGCCAGCUGCAGCAAUCCAGCGUGGGCCCAAUCCUGCUGUGAGAAGACGAUGAUGGAGUUAAAUUGUCCUUCCAACACGCAUGCGUUCAAUAUCCCAAUACCAGUGGAACUUACGAUGGGAUCUUAGAUUUGCAUCUCUUGCAUGGGGACUGCAAGUUUUGUAAAUUUUCUAGUCACCGAUUCUUAUUUUCCAUUUGAAUCCAUGUUGUACUUUAGGAAAUUAAACGUAAUUAUCAUGCAGGGAAGGCUUAGGAAUUACUCGUAGAGCACAUUGUCAAAUUUUAUGGUUUAUUUUAACAUUUUCUUUUGCAAA
Populus nigra (black poplar) is the source of this 1217-nucleotide messenger RNA. RefSeq lists its product as uncharacterized. The coding region runs from base 82 to 957 and encodes 291 amino acids. The record is from RefSeq and is a predicted model, not a curated record. The transcript is spliced from 8 exons. NCBI's taxonomy places the organism in Eukaryota, Viridiplantae, Streptophyta, Magnoliopsida, Malpighiales, Salicaceae.